This is a messenger RNA of Salvelinus fontinalis (brook trout), 1981 nucleotides long. It is a transcript of the gene rxrga, whose product is annotated as retinoid x receptor, gamma a. The transcript is spliced from 10 exons. NCBI's taxonomy places the organism in Eukaryota, Metazoa, Chordata, Actinopteri, Salmoniformes, Salmonidae. Gene Ontology annotation, cellular component: nucleus; RNA polymerase II transcription regulator complex. Gene Ontology annotation, molecular function: nuclear steroid receptor activity; retinoic acid-responsive element binding; zinc ion binding. Bases 104 to 1624 code for a protein of 506 amino acids. The record is from RefSeq and is a predicted model, not a curated record. Gene Ontology annotation, biological process: cell differentiation; anatomical structure development; response to retinoic acid.
CUACAGCUGCUUGUAACACACACAUGAUCGUGUGCUGCCAGCCCGUUGUCUGCAUUGGAAGGGUCAAACCCCCUGCAGAACUCCAAGGUGAUCGGCUGCAGACAUGAGAAUCAUAACAGGUGUUGAAGAUUCCAGAGGAAAAAUGGAAAGCGACUUAAUAGACGUUAGCCAAUCAGAGUUGGAAAUGUAUGGAAACUACCAGUCCCUGAUCCUCCUUCCUGGCUUUGACAAUUCUUCUGUUCAGGUCUCCCACCUGAGCUCCACCCCCUCACAGCCCCUUAGCAUCAUGGUGGGCCCCCCUCACCCUCACCACCAUCACCACCCCUCCGUCAUCAGCACCACCAUCAACCCCGGGCGGCCCCGCCCAUCCCUCAUAAGCACCCUGGGCUCGCCGUUCAAUGGGCUGGGCGGCUCGCCGUACUCCGUCAUCACGUCGUCCUCUCUGGGCUCGCCAGGUGUCUCCAUGCCCCACACGCCCAUGCCCCACACGCCCACCAUAGGCUUCAGCACGCUCUCCAGCCCACAGAUAAACUCUCUGAACAGUGUGAGCAGCAGUGAGGACAUCAAGCCUCCUCCAGGCCUGGCUGGACUGGGUCACAUGAACAGCUACGGCUGCAUGAGCCCAGGGUCCAUGUCCAAGCACAUCUGUGCCAUCUGUGGGGACCGAUCCUCAGGGAAACACUAUGCCGUGUACAGCUGUGAAGGCUGUAAAGGCUUCUUCAAGAGAACCAUCAGGAAGGACCUCACCUACACGUGUCGAGACAGCAAGGAGUGCCUGAUCGAUAAGCGCCAACGCAACCGCUGCCAAUAUUGUCGCUACCAGAAGUGUCUGGCCAUGGGCAUGAAGAGAGAAGCAGUGCAGGAGGAGCGUCAGCGGGGCCGGGACAAGAGUGAUAACGAGGUGGAGUCAACCAGUAGUUACAACGGGGACAUGCCGGUCGAGAAGAUAUUGGACGCGGAGUUGGCCAUCGAACCCAAGACUGAAACUUAUAUGGAAGCCAGCACAGGCAACUCUAAGAACGACCCGGUCACCAACAUCUGCCAGGCAGCAGACAAGCAGCUAUUCACCCUGGUGGAGUGGGCCAAAAGGAUCCCCCACUUCUCUGAGCUGCCCCUGGACGACCAGGUCAUCUUAUUACGAGCAGGCUGGAAUGAGCUGCUCAUCGCCUCGUUCUCCCACCGCUCUGUGACAGUGAAGGACGGGAUCCUCCUGGCCACGGGCCUCCACGUCCACCGCAGCAGCGCCCACAGCGCAGGAGUGGGCUCCAUCUUUGACAGAGUGCUGACGGAGCUGGUGUCUAAGAUGAAAGACAUGCAGAUGGACAAGACUGAGUUGGGCUGCCUCCGAGCCAUCGUCCUCUUCAACCCAGAUGCCAAGGGCCUGUCUAAUCCUACAGAGGUGGAAGCCCUGAGAGAGAAGGUGUACGCCUCGCUGGAGUCCUACACUAAACACAGAUACCCAGAGCAGCCUGGCAGAUUUGCCAAGCUGUUGCUGCGUCUGCCUGCACUGCGCUCCAUCGGCCUCAAGUGUCUGGAGCACCUCUUCUUCUUCAAGCUGAUAGGAGACACGCCCAUAGACACGUUUCUCAUGGAAAUGCUUGAAGCGCCGCACCAGAUCUCAUGACACGAGUCGUACCCAUUGUAAAUACCCCCUGAACCCAAUUCCCAGAUCCCCUAGCCUUACCCCGGACUAUAACUGCUAUGAAAUCAAACUUGAGAGUUCUUAACUUGCAUAUUUUGUACCAACCACACUUAAUAAUGUGAAAAUAAAACGUUUCUAUUGGUAUUUUAAGAAAAUGCAACACUGUAAAAGGUGAAUUCUAAAGAGGAUUUUUUUUUGUAAAUAGAAGAGUAUUAAUUAUCAGAUCUAGCAACAACUGAAUACAUCAUGAAGUCUUAUUUUAUUCAGUGAUGAAUAGUAUGAAAUACAAUGUCACUAGCAUAGAAUAUCUGUGGAAAUAAAAAAAAAGACGACUUUGAA